This is a messenger RNA of Diachasmimorpha longicaudata, 1949 nucleotides long. RefSeq names its product endoribonuclease ZC3H12A-like. The record is from RefSeq and is a predicted model, not a curated record. Bases 165 to 1601 code for a protein of 478 amino acids. Gene Ontology annotation, cellular component: nucleus; cytoplasmic ribonucleoprotein granule. Gene Ontology annotation, molecular function: RNA endonuclease activity; mRNA binding. The transcript has 6 exons. NCBI's taxonomy places the organism in Eukaryota, Metazoa, Arthropoda, Insecta, Hymenoptera, Braconidae.
AGUGUCACCCGUCUCCUAACCUAUUCACAACAGCAUUGAACAGCCAAAGGUACCUUCUGAUUGUGGAAAAGACAAGACAAACUUAAUUUCUCUGGCUAACUAUCACCACCAACUCCUGGGAGCCAAUAUCCUGAGCCUCAAGACCACCAGAAGGGCCCCAGGGUAUGCCAACACUACUAGGAGAUCUCGCAGGAUCAACUACUGUGAAAAGAUUAUUGUUUUCUCCUCGAGAGCCGAAUUGUAAGGAGGUUGGGCAGACGAUGGGGAAGAGAUCGAUCAUGAGGUCAACAACAUGCGGGAGGAACAGCAAUGGGAGGCAUGUGGAAAGGGUCAGGACGCCGUUGAGAACGGCCUAUGAGAGCUUCACCCCUAGAGCCUCUGCAACGAGCGAUGUCGUUCGAAUCGCCACGAAAAGGGAACGACCCGCGAACAACAGGACACAAACCCCAAAACGAAAAAAAAUUCGUAAAUCGAGGAUAUCAGAGAACGAUGAUGACGAGUCUGUCAUCGUUCUCAGCGAUGACGAUGAAGUCCCAUCGGUGAUAGUUGAUUCAGGAUCAGCAGAUAUGAUUCCAUUGGUGGAUCCCAGUGCAGAAAUCAAGAUCAAUUCAGGUAAGUCCAGCGGAAAAACAACGAGAAAGCGGCCUAUUAACCUUGAGCGGCGGCAAGAUGCGUUUCGUCGGCUGAAGAAGAUAGUCAAAAAGACCAUGGCAGACAAUUUAUCCCAGGACGUAGAGAUCGUUUGGUCCUCGGACACUGCCCUACCCAAGAGCUCAUCAGUAUCAGGAGAAGAUAAUCCUCCAGCUCAGGGAGAGACGGACACAGGAAGAGAACCACCAGCAACAGAAAAUGAGAUUUUUAUUGUUGAUGCCGUUGGAGAUCAGUCACUACUGAUUACUGAUGUUCUGCUGCCUGAGGAUAGUCAGCGGGUCAAGAAGCCAAACACGAAGAAGAGGAAUGGGCAGGCGAAAAAGAGGGGGAAGGUGAGGAAGAAGAAGGGGGAGGGGGUGAAGAAAAAGGAGAAGGCGAAGAAGAAUGCGGAGGAUGAGAAAAAAGAGAAGGCGAAGAAGAAUGCGGAGGAUGAGAAAAAAGAGAAGGCGAAGAAGAAUGCGGAGGAUGAGAAAAAAGAAGAGACACCGUCGAACCUGAGGGAGAUCAUUAUCGACGGGUGCAACGUAGCUAUGGCGCACACCAAUCGCAAUGCGUUUUCUGAACAAGGAUUGAAAAUUGCUUUGGAUUAUUUUCGCGGGAGGGGCCACAAGGUCACGAUCUUUUUGCCCCAACACAAACGGGGUAAGGAUCGACACAUGAUUGAGAAAUGGAGCAAAGAGGGCAUUGUUGUUUUUACUCCUAGUAGAAAAAUUGCCAAUAAGCAAAUCACACCGUACGAUGACAGGUUCAUUCUUGAGUACGCAACGAAAUGCCAAGGGAUCGUGAUAUCAUCGGAUCAAUACCGUGAUUUAUGGGCGGAGAAGCCGGAGUGGAGAGAAACUAUCGAGAAACGAUUAUUACCACCAACAUUCGUCGGUGAUUACCUUAUGUUUCCUGACGAUCCACUGGGAAAAUUUGGUCCCAGACUAAACGCCUUUCUUAGAUUUUAAUUCGGAAGAGAAGAAUGUUUGUGGAGAGAAAGAAUAAUUCUUUUGUACAUACCUUUCCUCGCGUCCUAUGAAGUCUCAUUGCAUUAGUUUUGUUCGCGCUAUGAGGCUCUCGGGAUUCCUAAAUAUUAAGUGAUAGAAGAGUUUUCAUUUUUUUCUCUCAAAAAAGAGAAAAAAGGAUACUAGAGAAGUUUAAGAAUUUGUUAAUUCUUAUGUACAUAACUUUACUUUUAUUUUAUUUUUUUGUGUUGGCCUUUGAUGUCAAUCAAGAGACGUAUAUUUGCAUUUCGUAUAAAAAAUACAUUAAAACAUUAUUUCUUUCUGAGAAUAAAUAAAUUAUAAAGUAUAUAA